Limanda limanda (common dab) is the source of this 6006-nucleotide messenger RNA. RefSeq names its product WIZ zinc finger b (gene wizb). The coding region runs from base 1 to 6006 and encodes 2001 amino acids. Gene Ontology annotation, cellular component: nucleus. The record is from RefSeq and is a predicted model, not a curated record. Gene Ontology annotation, molecular function: RNA polymerase II cis-regulatory region sequence-specific DNA binding; DNA-binding transcription factor activity, RNA polymerase II-specific. The transcript is spliced from 16 exons. NCBI's taxonomy places the organism in Eukaryota, Metazoa, Chordata, Actinopteri, Pleuronectiformes, Pleuronectidae. Gene Ontology annotation, biological process: regulation of transcription by RNA polymerase II.
AUGGAGCCAGAAGGACCCCUCGCCCCAGGGACCAGCUAUGGACCCCCUCCCUUCAACUCAGCACAAACCUUCCUCAGCUGCACCUUACAGUCCUCGUGUUCUCCGAAUGUGAGCGAUGGUCUGAAGGGCUCGUGGGCUCGAGCCGGGGAUGAGGGCUCCACGCCGGCCGAGGACCCCCAGCCCGGCGCCGACCCAGGGAGGAACGCACAGAGGAGACUCAAGUCCUCGGCCUUCCCUUCCUCCCUGAGCUGGGACUCGGACUCAGAGAAGGAAACACAAGAUGAGGAGGAGCUACAGCACUUUUCUAACCCUCAUGGUCUGGCUGCUCACAGCCCAGGAUCUCCUUCUUCUGGACUCAGACUUGAUAGUGAGGACGACCCAGAACCAGACAAACUGCAGCACUUGCAGAGUAAAAUGGAUCCGUUUCCCCCGGAGGAGCACGGUGACACCGACGAGAGCACAAAGACAGAAGAGUCGAACGCGGCUCAGCUUGGCCGAGCAGAAUUGGCAGACAGCAAAGUCUGGAAUGUAUCUGAGGGAGCUGAGCUGUUCCUCUCCAAAGUAAAACCAAAGGGAAGUUGCCAAAUGGAGGGGGAGGAGGAGGGUGAGGAAGACGAGGGAGACAAGAGGCCCAUGGGAAAAGAAGCCAAGGAGUCUGAGAGAGAUGUGUACACGUUCCCCGGGGACUCGGACCCUGAGAGCCCCCCGCCUGCCCCCUGGGCCCAUUGCACUUUCAUUCAGCGGUGCAGGAAGAAGAGGGUUCUGCUCAGGCCUUUCUCCGGACUCGGGACCUUGAAGCGCACGGUGCCGGAGACGGGUCGCCAGGGAGGGCGAGCGAGUCUCCGGAAGUCCACGUCCUCAGAGAUGGCACCGUCGGAUCCAGGUGGAGGGCGGUACGAGUUUGAGGAGGUCGUCUUCGGAGAGGGACGAGGGAAGAGACACGACGAAGAGGAAGAAGAAGAAGAGAGUGGGGUGGGGCUCGGUAAAGAGAUCUUCACCUGUGUGGAAUGUAGCAUUUAUUUCAAGAAGCAGGUCCAUCUGCAGGAGCACAUGGUGGAGCACUGUCAGAGCGGGUCGGGGGGCGGCCGGCGUCUGGGGAAGAGCGUUCGAUUCCGGUGCACCGAGUGUGGAUGGAACCUGCCGAGUCGACCGGCGCUGGCAGACCACCGCAAGAGGCACCAGGAGUCCCGUGAGAAGAUCCUGGAGGAGAUCGAAAAGCUGAAUGAGAAUGGAAAAGGGUUGGACGGCAACGUGGUGAAGAACAUUAGUCCAGACCCGGUUUUGAUUCCAGACCCAGAAACCAUCACAUCUCCACCUCGAUCCCCAGCUCCAGCACCAGAGGCCGACUCAGCUGUUGUUUCCUCCGAUGCAACUCUUCCAAACUCACUUCGAUCCCCGGCUCAAGCUCGAGCCGUCUCUGCCAACCGCCGUCGCUUCGUCUGCCCCAAGUGUAACUUCAUCACCAGAACGUCCCAGGCACUGGCCAAUCACUCCAAGACCCACAACAGGAAGAGAAGCGUCCUCCAGGCGGACUCGCCGUCUCCUGCGUCCCCGUCACGUCUCACGUCCUCCUCCCUGGCCUGUGGUCAUUGUGCCUUCCAGACCUCCAGUGACACUGUCCUGAGGGAACACCACAAACUUGCACACCCGGGACAGUUCUCCGACGAGGAGACUGGCCGCCGCUCAAAGACUGACGUGGUCGCUCGAGUUUCUAAACCUGUCGCUGUGUCUGAGGACAACGCUGCCGCCGCUCGGCCCACAAGCCUGGUGGGCGGGAACAGGAGGUUCAGCCGGAGAGGGAAGACCUGGACGGAUCCGGCUAAGUUUUCUCACAGGUUGGAUGAGGACACGCAGCCCAGGAGUGAAGAAGACGAACCGAAUGAAUGUCAGAACACAGAGCUCGACACCGAAGCGUCCGGGCGAGAGGUCGGCUCACCUGCAGGAGGGAAGCGUUCCACUAGGGGGCGAUCGGACACAGACGACAGUUCAACACAGCAGAGUCCGACAUUCUCUCCUCCGCCUAAGAAGAAUGUGAAGGAUGAAGACGAGCAGGAAGCAGAGGAAGAGGGACGGGUCAUCACACUGAGGAGGAGCAGCCGGGUCACUGGUGCACCUGCAGAGAGCGACAGUGACGAUGACACCGAGGAGGAGGAGCGAGUCCGACGCCUCCUGGCCGAGGGAAUCCUGGACGAGGAGAACAACGAGCUGGACGAGGACUUGGAGGCGCUGAAGAGCGUGGAGAGGAAGUGCCCGUACUGCCCCGAUCGCUUCCACAACGGCAUCGGGCUGGCCAAUCACGUGAGAGGCCACCUGAACCGAGUGGGCGUCAGCUACAACGUGCGUCACUUCAUCUCCCCCGAGGAGGUCAACGCCAUUGAGAGGAAGUUCUCAUAUCAGAAGAAGAAGAAAAAAGUUGCUAACUUCGACCCGGACACGUUCAGUGUGAUGCACUGUGAGUUCUGCAGCGCCGGCUUCGACACCCGCGCCGGCCUCUCCAGCCACGCCCGCGCCCAUCUCCGAGACUUCGGCAUCACCAACUGGGACGUCACCAUCUCGCCCAUCCACAUCCUGAGGGAGCUGUUCUCCAGCAGGCCCGACCUGGUGAUCCCCACGGCGCCCCCCCGCAGCCUGGUCUCCCCACAGGAGGAGGACGAGGAGGACGAGGAGGAGGACGAGGAGGAGGAGGAGGAGGAGGAGGAAUGGGAGGGAAUCACUCAGGUGAAGCUGGAGGGGGAGGAGAGUGAGAUCUGUGAUGUGGAGCCUUCGGGAUCUCCUUCAGCCUGGAAGACAGAGGACGGAGCAGAGGAGUGGGAUGAGGAGGAGGAGGAGGCUGCUGAUGAAGAGGACGAGGAGGAGCUGCAGCCGUCGGCUCUGGACGCUCUGAGCUCCAGCCCGGCGAGGACGGGGGGGCUGUGCGGCGCCGAGACGGACGGCAUCUCUCCCGCCGAGGAUGCAGACACCAAGGAUCACAGCCUGAAGUGUGAGGUGUGCGGCGCUCAGUUCGGGACCCGGCGCGGCCUCUCCAGCCACGCUCGCUCUCACCUGCGGCAGCUGGGCAUCAGCGUGUCGGAGAGCAGCGGCGCUCCCAUCGACCUCCUGUACCAAAUCGCCAAGGAGCGCCACAUCCACGGCCAAAUAAGCUCCUCCCUCUCGGCCAAGGGCCCCUCCGCUCCCGCUCCUCGGAAAGAUGAGGAUUUAGACGACAUGGACGAGAAACCCAUCCCUCUCUCCCUCCUGGCCAAAGCAGCGAAAGCAGCGCCGCGCUCUUCCUCCUCCUCCUCCUCCACGCCGACACCUUCUCCCGGUGCCUCGCCGGCGCCGCCUCACUCCGGCUCAGUGGUGAGAAAAGCUCCCAUUUCCUCUCUGCUGCCGGUGUCUUCCCCCCUGCGCUCGCCUGAGCACAAGGCCGGGGGGAUGAAGAGCUUGACCUCUGCCCUCUCCUCCACCGCCACCGCAGCCAAACCGAUCUGGGCGCCACAGGAGAACGACGCCCCCCUCAACCUCACGCUGGAGGUCGACCCCAACAAGGACAUCGUGUGCCAGCUGUGCGGCGCCUGGUUCGAGACGAGGAAGGGUCUGUCCAGCCACGCCCGGGCCCACCUGCGGCACUUUGGCGUGGAGUACUCCGAGUCCAAGGGCUCACCCAUCGACCUCCUGAACCGCCUCAUCCACAGCGACGACUUCAAGCACAAAGCCAGCACGCUGACGCUCGACGGCCUCACCGAGUCGCGGCGCCACGCCACCACGCUCUCCUCCUCCCCCAAGCUGUCCAUGCUGAGCCUCUCCUCCUCCUUCCCCCCGGCAUCGCUCCUCUACAAGGUGACCACGGCGAGAGGAGGGUCGGCGUCCAAAGCUACCUCGUCCUCGUCCUUACUCGGCCCGCCUGCCAAGCGUCACAAGUCUUCUUCCAUGCAGCUCUUCCGCCUGAGCAGUGGCGAGCUCAUGGCGCUUCCACACAGUGACCCUCCGAAGGAAAUAGGCUGUGAGUUCUGCGGGGAGUAUUUUGAGAAUCGCAAAGGCCUCUCCAGCCACGCCCGCUCCCACCUGCGCCAGAUGGGCAUCACCGAGUGGUCGGUGAACGGCUCGCCCAUCGACACCCUGAGGGAGAUCAUCACCCGGCGAGGCCUCCCCUGCGCCCUUCCUCUCAAACCGCUCAAGACUCCGCCUCCAUCCUCGCCGGGACCCCCUCGCUCUCCUCUGUCCACCUCCUCCUCUCCCUCGGCCACGCUCCUCAGCCGCCUGCCCUUCACCUUCGCCCGCCCCUCCAGUCCCGCCCAGCCCACCGUAUCUAAAUCGGGCUCGGCUCCACCGGCGUCUUCCGGCGGGCUGAUCCUCAAGCUGAAGCCGGAGCCGGUGCAGCUGGAGGUCACCACGCCGGGAGCGGUGGGCAGAUCCGGGAGCUUCUCCUCUGAACCUCUGGGCUGCAGCUGGAGCAGCGCAGACAACUCCUUCCCUCUCAACUUGGCCAUGGCCCACGAGGUCGAGCCAACGAGGGAUAUCCGCUGUGAGUUCUGUGGGGAAUAUUUUGAAAACCGUAAAGGCCUUUCCAGCCACGCCCGCUCCCACCUGCGCCAGAUGGGCAUCACCGAGUGGUCGGUCAACGGCUCGCCCAUCGACACCCUCAAGGAGGUCAUGCACAAGAGAGGGGUGAGCUCCUCCUCCUCCGACCUGGGAGUGAAGAAGGAGUCGAGCCAGGGAGCCAGCCGGUGGGAGGGCGCCGGCGGCUCGGAGGGUUUGGGUGUUUCGGGCUUUCACUCGUCCAAGUACCGUAAAUCUCCUCUGAGUUUGCUGCAGUCGGGCUCGAGACUCCACAAGCAGGGCCUCGGCUCCGGGGGCUCCUCUGGGACGCCCCCUGCUGGGAAGCUCUUCAGGAUGACCCCCCUGGGCAAGAGGCCCGUGUCACAGGAGGCCCAGUCGGCUGAGAGCUCCCUCUCUCCUCCACGGCAGCUGAAGACCUUCUCACCUCUGCCACACGAUUUCUCCUACAAAAGAAAAGCCUCCCCGGACAAGCACGGACACCAGGAUCCCAGCUGUGAGCUGUGUGGCUUCUACUUUGAGAACCGUAAGGCUCUGGCCAGCCACGCUCGGGCCCACCUGAGGCAGUUUGGCGUGACGGAGUGGUGUGUGAACGGAUCCCCCAUCGAGACGCUCAGCGCCUGGAUGCGCAGCCGGCCCCAGAAGGUUCUGGAGAUGCACCGGAGCUACAUGCAGGGCAGCCGCUCCUCCCUCAAGAAGAAAGCCUCCUCCACCUCCUCCUCUUCCUCUCAGUGGUCUUCUUCUCUGGCCGUGAGCCUGGUGCGAUCUCAGAGCCGUGACGUCACCCAGGGAUCCUCCAAGGCCACGGAGGGCGUCGAAGCCGGGUCCGACUUCCGGGCCGCCGUCUCCAGGCCCGGCUGCAGUGGCCCCUCCCCCUCGCGGCUCGCCGGCGGCCUCCCGCUCCAAGCACAGGUGGCACGGAGCGAGCUGAACGUCCGUCUGCCCAGAGGUUUCGAGCGGCGGCCCCUGAAGCACCCGUCGUGUCCAGAUGGAACGGAGAGAGACAGCGGCCCUCCGAAGCCCCCCCGCACAGGCACCGUCCCCGCCCUGGUGCCCAAACCCCCCUCCUACCCACUGGUCAAACUGGUGGGCAAGUUCUACACCCUGAAGUGCCGGUUCUGCGAGGUGGAGUUCCACGGGCCCCUGUCGGUGCAGGAGGACUGGAUCCGACACCUCCAGCAGCACAUCCUCAAGAUGAACUACAACAAGCCUGCGGCUCCCAGAGCGGCGUCCGCUGAACCCCCGGCGCCGGCCGACGACCCGGCCCCGGCCUCCACCUCUACCUCCUCCACCACGCCGGCCCUCACCUCCACCUCCCCCCCGACCCGCACCACGGCGCCUACCAGCCGCUCCACUACGCCCGUAGCCGAGUGCGCCCGCACCGCCACUGCCACGGAGGUCGUGAAGGUCACGGAGGAGCAGCCCGCCCUUUCUCUGACUCCUCCCCCCGUCCCCCCCCAGGUGGUGUAA